GAAAGAGAGGGGCAUUCUCAGAUUUCCCGAUUUCUCCCAGCCGAGUCCGCUGUGCCGCUUCCACAUCACGGCCGACAGCAAACCGAGACGACGACGACGACAUGCGCGCAGCGUGCCUCAACCCCGCAUUCAUUCCAGCCGGACUGUGUUGUCCCAAAUCCAUCUAGACCCAGACAAGAUCAGGAACCUCGAUCCUAAGGGAAUGGUGCAGCUGAGAUGACCUGCGUGACCGUACUUUUCUCAAGAGAUCAUUCUCCGAACGAGAGAGUGGAGAAAGAUCUAGCCCGGGACAUGGUUGGCAGGUUCAGAUGAUGGACAGGUGAUGGAGUCUUCCAUCAUCUUUCUCCUCCAGUGACUCGGCCUGCCAGCCCUCCCUCUGAGGCUUAAGUGUGUACCAACAGUCCAAGGCCCCGUAAUUUCUCUGCCAUGGUGACAUAAGCAGCGCUGCAAUAUGAGGGAGAGCCAACGUGAGACCGUCUCAUUUCUUUCUCCAGUAGCUGCUGCAGCUGCUACCUCAACGCCGUUUGUAUUUAGCUCCAUAGCAAGACUGACUUUGUGAAUAAUCCCUGCUCGCCGUUUCUACCCACACCGAGAGAGGCGGUCCCCAAGGCGUGUUGCUGGGCCGGCGGGGCGGUGUGGCGCGGGACGAUGCUGGGAUGCGUGACACGCCUCCGUCGGCUGGUCCGUCUCCUCCCCCUGCAGACCUCCCUCCUCCUUCUCUUCCUCUUCUGCACCGUCAGCGUCUUCAUCUCUGCCUACUUCCUCUAUGGCGUCAAGCGGGAGCUGGAGCCAUCGGGAGGCGGCGUGUCCGGGGCUGAGGGAGCAUCCGCCGACUCCGAUGAUCCGAGGGUCACUCCGUCACGACUGCUACCUUUGCGGGGCAUGUCAGGGGGCCCCGGGGUGGAUCCCGGGGGGGCCAGGACAGAUCCUGUGGUUCUGGUGUUUGUGGAAAGCCAGUAUUCUCAACUGGGUCAGGAGAUUGUGGCCAUCUUAGAGUCUGGCCGGUUCAAGUACCGGACUGAGAUCUCUCCCGGUAAAGGUGACAUGCCCACAUUGACAGACAAAGAGAGGGGGCGUUUCACACUGGUGAUUUAUGAGAACAUUCUCAAGUAUGUUAACUUGGACGCCUGGAACCGAGAGCUGCUGGACAAGUACUGUGUGGAAUAUGGAGUGGGCAUCAUUGGCUUCUUCAAGGCCAAUGAGAACAGUCUGCUCAGUGCACAGCUGAAAGGCUUCCCCCUCUUUCUUCACUCUAACUUGGGUCUGAAGGACUGCACCGUCAACCCCAAGUCCCCCUUGCUUUUUAUCACUCGAUCCGGGCAGCCCUUGCCAGGUCCUCUCCCCGGGGAUGACUGGACCGUUUUCCAGUCCAACCACUCUACGUACGAGCCUGUGUUGCUGGCCAAGACCCAAUCAGCUGAGAGUGUCGCAUCGAUGGGGCAGAACGCUGCUCUGCUCCCGUCGGUGGUGCAGGACCUGGGGCUUCAUGAUGGCAUCCAAAGGGUCCUGUUCGGCAACAACUUGGUCUUCUGGCUGCACAAGCUGGUGUUUGUGGACGCUGUGGCCUUUCUGACGGGGAAGAGACUCUCGCUGUCCCUGGAGCGCUACAUGCUGGUGGAUAUAGAUGACAUCUUUGUGGGCAAAGAGGGCACACGCAUGAAGGUGCCUGACGUUAAGGCCCUGCUGGAGACACAAAGGGAGCUGCGUACCCAUGUGCCCAACUUCACCUUCAAUCUGGGCUUCUCAGGGAAAUUCUUUCACGCUGGAUCUGAUGAGGAGGACCUGGGAGACGAUCUGCUGCUUUCCUACGUGAAGGAGUUCUGGUGGUUCCCUCACAUGUGGAGCCACAUGCAGCCCCAUCUGUUCCACAACCAGUCCGUGCUGGCCGAGCAGAUGUUGCUCAACAAGAAAUUUGCCAUGGAGCAUGGGAUCCCCACUAACAUGGGCUACGCUGUGGCGCCCCACCACUCUGGCGUCUACCCUGUCCACAUGCAGCUGUACGACGCCUGGAAGAAAGUGUGGGGCAUCAAGGUGACCAGCACAGAGGAAUACCCACACUUGAAGCCUGCCCGCUUCCGGCGAGGUUUCAUCCACAGCGGCAUUAGCGUGCUGCCCAGGCAGACAUGUGGUCUUUUCACGCACACCAUCUUCUAUAAAGACUACCCGGGCAGUCCGAAUGAACUGGACAAGCUCAUCAAUGGUGGAGAACUCUUCCUCACCGUUCUGCUGAACCCUAUAAGUAUCUUCAUGACCCACCUGUCCAACUACGGGAAUGACCGCCUUGGCCUUUACACAUUUAAAAGCCUGGUGAUGUUCAUCCAGACGUGGACCAACCUGAAGAUGCAGACCCUGCCACCUGUUCAGCUGGCUCAGAAAUACUUCAGCCUGUUUCCCUCUGAGAGAGAUCCACUCUGGCAGGAUCCUUGUGAGGACAAAAGGCACAAGGACAUCUGGUCCAAAGAGAAAACAUGUGACCGCUUCCCCAAACUGCUCGUCAUUGGGCCUCAGAAGACAGGGACAACAGCGCUUUACCUGUUUCUUGGCAUGCACCCUGACCUGACCAGUAACUACCCCAGCAAGGAGACCUUUGAGGAGAUCCAGUUCUUCAAUGGGCACAACUACCACAGAGGCAUUGACUGGUAUAUGGAGUACUUCCCUCUGCCCUCCAACACCAGUUCAGACUACUACUUUGAGAAGAGUGCCAACUACUUUGACUCUGAGGUGGCUGCUCAGAGGGCUGCAGCUCUCCUACCCAAAGCCAAGAUCAUCACCAUCCUCAUCAACCCAGCGGACAGAGCGUACUCUUGGUACCAGCACCAAAGAGCCCACGAUGACCCGGUGGCGUUGAAAUACUCCUUCCAUGACGUCAUCACCGCAGGCCAUGAUGCUCCAGUCAAACUACGGGUCCUCCAGAAUCGCUGUCUGGUACCAGGCUGGUACGCCAUCCACCUGGAGCGCUGGCUCAACUACUAUCACUCCAGCCAGUUGUUAGUCUUGGAUGGACAGAUGCUAAAGACCGAGCCUGCGUCAAUCAUGGAUAAAAUCCAGAAGUAUUUGGCUCUGGCCAACGUGAUCAACUACCACAAGAUCCUUGCGUUCGACCCUAAGAAAGGCUUCUGGUGUCAGCUGCUGGAGGGUGGGAAGACAAAGUGUUUGGGAAAGAGUAAAGGACGCAGGUACCCUGACAUGGACUCUGAGUCACAGAGGUUCCUCAGGGAGUACUAUAGGGAUCACAACAUUGAGCUUUCCAAGCUGCUCUACAGGAUGGGUCAGCCGCUGCCCAGCUGGCUCAGAGAAGAACUGGUCCACACCAGGUAGCAGCACCACAGGGGGGAGACCACAUCUCUACACACUGAACCACUGCUCGAGCCUGCUGGGGGGGGGACGCUGGCCAAGUGGCCUGAAAUGUUCAGGAUCCCAAAAAAGUUUUGAAAGAGACUGGAAUGUAUGGAGAUUUGAGGAUGGGAUGCCCAAGCAGAACUUGAUCUUCCUAAAUGAACAAGACGACAGUGGAUGGUGAGAAAGAAGAGAGCUUAGUUGCUUUCAGCAGCUGAUUCCAUCUCUCUCCCUGAGCUUCAAGAUGCCGUUACUCCCCUGCAGGUCAAACCAGGACCACGGAAGCCGUAAUGAUGGCUUCUGCUGUGUUCUGAAGAAGGAGGAGGAGAAGAAGGAAAGGCUCAGUGACACACAGGAGUGACUUCCAGUGGUUGAUAAUCACAUCCCUGCUCUCCUUAAUCAAACCUUCUCUUCUUCUUUGCAUGAACUUCUUGAAAGUCAAAGGAAUAAGAGAGAGAAUAAAGUCUGAAGCUUGAGCAGCCAUCUUCACUGUUUCAGCUCUGGGGAAACAGGUGGAAGUGAUGAACACAACAUCACCUGUGUCUCUGCAUUAAAUCAGGCAAUGUAACAUUGACCAAAUGGAGGCCUGACUUACAGAGAGACAUUUGUUGUAAAUGCCUUUGAUAUAAGUGAAGUGUAUGUAUGAGAGGAGAAUUGGACAUCUGGAGUCUUGACUCAGGCUGCAUGUUGUAGCCUUACUUGAUAGGCCUUGGUAGAAUCUAGUAAUCGCAUUUACAAGUGCCAGGACAGAAUCUUCAUUAAAAUAUUACCACAUGGACUUUUGAGAGUUCUUUUUUUUAAAGUUUUAUGUUGUUGGGUUUUUUUGCUCUGAUUUUGUUUUAACAUUUAUAUAAUGCUGAUGGCAAUGCAUUAUUGUAGAAUGUACCAAAACUAAACACCUUAGCUCAGUUUUCUCGUAUAGGCCACAUGUACAGUAGACUGGUUUAUUAACGUGUUCGGCUCUGCCUCCUCUUUAGUCAGUUCCAAGACCAUUAGAUUGGCUAAAGCAGGAACAGUAGGAUAGAUGUUGAAAGCACAAUAUUUAAGUCACUCAAGUGAACAUCGAUUCUGAACAUAACAGGUUUAAUAGAAAGCACACUAACAAAAUGGGUCCUGCUACAAUCUGUGAAGAAGAUCAUAAGCUAGCUACUGUAUGAUUAAUUAAACACUCUGGACUGAGCGAUUCAGAUAGUGUACAGAACAAGUUUGUGCAUUUCAGAUCUGUUUCGGCAUUGGGUUUAUUUUGUUUUGUUUUUUUGUCAAAACUGUAUAUUUUGUUUCUUUUACUAGAUGAGUUUAGGUUUUGGCGGGGAGGAAAAAAAAAAAAAAGCUGUCUCUGGGAAAAGCGUUUAAAGUUGCCAGGAAAACCAACAGUAUUCCCAGUGAGACCAUUCAGACGUUUGGUUGUCAGUCAAGGUGUUACCACUGCAACUAGAUGUCAAGCAUAGAUAACAAAAAGCUGCUCUUAUUGCAAUAGUUUUGUACAAUGUUCUGAUGUAAUAACAAUGCACAUGUUGGUCCUUUUUAUUUCCUGACUUUGUAAUGUACAUAAUACGCAACCCUCGGUAGACCUAAAUUAUUGAAUGUGUUUGGGUUUACGCUCUCCAUCAGCCCAUUCCCAUAGUGUGAAAUGUCAGUGCUGUACUGAGGGGAGUUUGGAUUAUGUCAUUGUGCAGAGGUGUGUUGCUAAGAUUGUUUCCUCUCAUGUCCUCUCACUGCCAACUAUUGUACACAGGUACUGAGUCUCUCCAUAUAAAGUAUUAAGUGAUAACACAUAACAGCAAUGAUGGUACUAAUCUCCUGGACUGUAUGAUAAAGAUUUGUAAUUGUUGUCAAUAAUUUUUACAGUGUAACUAAUAUUGUCGGUGCUUUUUAAUUUGCAAAUAAAACACCACUGUAUUUUUCAAUA
Micropterus salmoides (largemouth bass) is the source of this 5245-nucleotide messenger RNA. It is a transcript of the gene ndst1b, whose product is annotated as N-deacetylase/N-sulfotransferase (heparan glucosaminyl) 1b. Lineage: Eukaryota; Metazoa; Chordata; Actinopteri; Centrarchiformes; Centrarchidae. Gene Ontology annotation, molecular function: deacetylase activity; heparan sulfate N-sulfotransferase activity. The transcript has 15 exons. Gene Ontology annotation, cellular component: Golgi apparatus. Bases 649 to 3318 code for a protein of 889 amino acids. The record is from RefSeq and is a predicted model, not a curated record.